GAUCUCCAUACCGUAUCCCUGAAACUUUUCCCGAGUCAGAAUAGUCGACUUGGCACCCCCUCGGACUUUUCGCCUAUAUUUCGAUUCCCGAUAUUCUCUCACUCCCACACUCGCAAGCACGCUCUUUAUCUCCAUCUACUAUGUGCGCCCAUUGCCUACUUGCUCUCAUAUGGAAGCUUUUAAAUCGAAGCAGUGAAUUGAAAGGUGGGUUUCUGGUGCUUGGCUGUUUCUCACCGGCUUCUAAUGUUUUUGGGUUGUUGUUGAUGUUUGGUCUGGGGUUAAAGUUGUUGCAAUUUACGUGGCAGGGGAAGGAUUUUAUUCAGUUUUUAUGUGAGAUUAGAAGGAAACCAGGCGAUAAAAAAUAUGGGUUUUGUUCAAAAAAGGGAUUAGAUAAAGUAUGUAAUUCGAAGACGAUGACUUGCAAGAGUAGUUCGUUGAAAUUGUUGGUAAGCAAUGAGCCUUUGGAACCAGAUACUGUUGCUCUUGAUGAUGACGAUUAUGGAAGAGAAUGUGAUGAUGAUUAUGGAAGAAAAUAUUGUAUUGAAGAUGAGGAGUUUGAUGUAAUUUCACUGAGGAGAUUGGUCAAAAUCGAGAGGUAUAGAGCAGAAAUGGCUUAUGCAGAACUUGAGAAGGAGAGAAUGGCUUCUGAAUCUGCAGCUGGUGAAGCAAUGACAAUGAUAUUGCGGCUUCAAAACGAGAAGAGUUCAUUACAAAUUGAAGCCAAUCAGCAACGUAGAUUGGUAGAGCAAAAGGAAGAAUAUUAUCAACAAAUGAUUCAAUCAUUGCAAUGGAAUUUAAUGAAAUAUAUGGAGGGUGAUGAAGUGGAUCAAUUUCAAGGAUCUUAUGCCAGUUUGAGUUUUGAUAUUGAUUCCACCAUGGAAGUUGGCACUGAAGAUGUGCAAACAGAUGCAGUUGAAUAGCCAUCUGAAAAAAACAGGUUCAGUUGAAAUUGGACCCUGAAGUUAGUAGCAUAUGAAUCUGGUUGAUCAAAGUUUGUUAAGCUUUUGCUUCUCUGAUAUCCAUCUAUGUAAAUGCAUUUAUGCAAGGAAGCACUAGAAAUUAAACAUUAAAGCCAGAUUUUACUUUGCAGUGGACUUUCCUCCUAUCCAUUGGAAAUCAAAUUUCUCUCUUUCUCCUCUUCUCUCUCUAAUUUUUGUUUUCCAAACAAAGGAAAUGGUAGAAAUUCAAUUUCUUUUCUUUCCCCUCUCUCAUUUCCCUCUAUCCAAACAAGCAUUAGGCUUUCAUCUCUGGCUUUCUGUGUUGUAUUAGUUUUUCAAACCUUAGGCUUUCCUCUGGAUUUCUGUGUGGUAAGAAUUUUUGUGCAUUAGUUGUUCCUCAGGUUUUUGCUUGCAUAAAUAGAUUUAAAUGGAAACCUUGGCUUGAUAAGAUAUGGAUGUGUUCUGUACUAUCUCAGAAUCAAAGUAACUUUCAUUGGAUUCCUGGCUACCUUUUGAAGUUCAGAUUUGUUCUACUACUGAGGAAUUUUUUUCUUUAUGGAUUUUGGGGGAUGUUGAUGCUGUUAAGGAAAAACUGUAGGGAUAUAUCUUUAUGAACUGGAAUUGCAGAA
Messenger RNA from Manihot esculenta (cassava), 1567 nucleotides. Its product is annotated as protein FLOURY 1-like. NCBI's taxonomy places the organism in Eukaryota, Viridiplantae, Streptophyta, Magnoliopsida, Malpighiales, Euphorbiaceae. The coding region runs from base 141 to 920 and encodes 259 amino acids. The transcript is spliced from 2 exons. The record is from RefSeq and is a predicted model, not a curated record.